CUCAUGGCGGUGCUCUGAUGCUUCAGCCUUUGAUUUUUUCCUUUUUUGACCUUUUUAAUCUCUAAUUAUAAUAAUCAGUACAAAAUCACUGUUGUUUACCAUUAAUUUAAGGAAUUAAUCCUAAUCUGAUUUUAAGGAAUUAAUCUCUAUUUGCCAAAGAAGAGGCGCAAAGGCUCCGUCUUUUUUCUUCUUCUUGUUUCUGUGUUACCGAUCUGGCUCUGUCUUCUUCUUCUUCUUCUUCUUCUUCUUCUUCUUCUUCUUCUUCUUCGUUUACGUCUCUGUGAAAUGCUCAAGCUGAUUAGGGUUUAUCAACUUUUUCUCAACUUUCUUGUUAUCUCCUUCGUUAUCCUCUCUGUCUUCUCAGAUUGUUGUCGACAGCUAAAUUCUUUGAUGUAUUUGGAUCAAAGUAUCCGUUUUUAUUUGAUUUGUUCCGUCUUCUUCGUGAUCGUGUUUGUGUCUGUCUCUCUCCUAGAUUUGGGUUUUGGGGAUUUGGGUAUGCGUUGUUGUGAUCAGAAGGGACCUUUAUCGUUUAGUGAUCUCUUUGAUACAGAGAGACACUAAAAAUGGUGAAAAAAUGACAAAACUUCUUAUUGGAUGAGGGAAGAAACGUUCUAACGUGUUCCAUCUUCUAUCAUUUUCUUCUUAGAUAUUUUAAGAUUGACUGUUUUCUGAACAUUUCAUGCUUUAGGAAGUGUUAAGUUGAAACCUUUUUCUCUUAGCUCUCCAAUUGCUAAGUGUUUUUUCUGUUGUCUUUCUUAAUUAUCUUUUGGGAUUCUCAUGGGAUUUGAUUGAGGUAGAGGGAAGAAGAGAGAGAGACAAAAAGAGCUUUAGGCUAUUGUCUAGACUUGCUUAAUUUGGAAUAUAUGUGUGCUGAGUCUAGUAUUUUCCUCUGUGAAAUCCAGCUGAUAUAAUCAUGAUAGUAACAUUCAGUUUCUUUUGUCCUUUCAUUGAUUGCAGCUUAGCAGCUAUUGUGCAUUUGAAGCUGUACUCGGAAGAAAAGCCCAUAGAAGAGUCAAAUAUAACAAAAAAUGGCUGCGGAGCUUGUAAGUUCUGCAACAAGUGAGAAGCUUGCAGAUGUGGACUGGGCCAAAAACAUUGAGAUCUGUGAAUUAGCUGCUCGAGAUGAAAGGCAAGCAAAAGAUGUUAUCAAGGCUAUCAAAAAACGCUUGGGAAGCAAGAACCCAAAUACUCAAUUAUAUGCUGUCCAGUUGCUAGAGAUGUUGAUGAAUAAUAUUGGAGAGAAUAUUCAUAAGCAAGUUAUAGAUACAGGUGUACUCCCUACGCUUGUGAAGAUAGUAAAGAAAAAAUCGGAUUUGCCUGUAAGAGAGAGGAUUUUUCUUCUUCUUGAUGCAACUCAAACCUCCCUUGGUGGCGCUUCAGGGAAAUUCCCUCAGUAUUAUACAGCAUACUAUGAAUUAGUGAACGCAGGAGUUAAAUUUACUCAGAGGCCUAAUGCUACACCAGUCGUGGUCACUGCUCAGGCUGUUCCGAGAAAUACCCUUAAUGAACAACUUGCAUCUGCCAGAAAUGAGGGGCCUGCUACUACUCAGCAGCGAGAAUCUCAAUCUGUCUCUCCUUCGAGUAUUUUACAAAAGGCUAGUACUGCAUUAGAAAUUUUGAAGGAAGUGCUUGACGCAGUCGAUUCUCAAAAUCCUGAGGGGGCAAAAGAUGAGUUUACUCUUGAUCUUGUCGAGCAAUGUUCGUUUCAGAAAGAGCGCGUAAUGCACCUCGUCAUGACAUCGAGGGAUGAAAAAGCAGUUUCUAAAGCAAUCGAAUUGAAUGAGCAACUUCAGAGAAUUCUCAAUAGACACGAAGAUUUGCUGUCUGGUAGAAUCACUGUUCCUAGCAGGUCUACCACAUCAAAUGGAUAUCAUUCCAAUCUCGAACCUGUCCGUCCUAUCUCAAAUGGUGACCAGAAACGCGAGCUAAAGGCUUCUAAUGCAAACACCGAAUCAAGCAGCUUCAUUUCUAACCGAGCCCAUCUUAAGCUUGAGGAAGAAGAUGAGGAAGAGGAGCCUGAGCAGUUAUUCAGAAGAUUGCGAAAAGGGAAAGCUAGAGCAAGGCCUGAGGAUGAAGAAGAGCCAUCACCUCCACAAGGAUUGCCUGGAUCAGCAAUACAUAACGAAAGACUUAACCGUCCACUUAUCCGUCCUUUACCAUCAGAGGAGGCAUCACGCGGUGGUGAUAGCCAUUCGCAAUCCCCACCUGUUGUGAUUCCACCACCACCUGCGAAGCACGUUGAGAGGGAAAAAUUCUUCAAGGAGAAUAAAGGUGACGGUGCCUUGGGUUUACCAGGUCAUAUGCGAGGCCUUUCUUUGCAUAGCCGUGAUGGCAGCAGCUCACGCAGUGGAAGCGUAGACUUCAGUGACUGAAACAACCAAAGCUCUCAUCAUCAUAUAUAUGUAUUCUUUCACGCUUGUUUCUUUAGGUUUUGUUAAUUUACAGAUGGGAAAAAGUUUGUGUUGUGUGUUGCUGUUAUUUCUCUCUCUCUCUCUCUCUUUCUCUCUCCUUCUACGUCUCUAGUGUUGUGAAUUUAGAAUGUAGCACGAUGAGAUCUGAUUAUGUAUACGAGUAAAAGGUACUUCCUUUCACUAUGUUCAAACCUGAGCUAUGUUAUUUACAGAGGUUGUUGUUACUGUUCCUGUUUGUGUAUUGAAGCCGAAUGUUCAAAUGCUAUGAUAACUAAUUGGUCAAUUGCGUAGAUAAAGUUUUGAAACUUCGAAUUCACAUAAACGUAAAGAUACAAGGAGAUUGAAUAUUACACAACAGAGUGAGAGUUUCUUAAGCUUUGGGAGGCUCUUGACAAGAAUGGGCCUCUUUAACAUGCUUCUCGUAUUCAUCUUCUUCCUCUUCCUCUUCUUCCUCC
Messenger RNA from Arabidopsis thaliana (thale cress), 2866 nucleotides. RefSeq names its product ENTH/VHS/GAT family protein. The record is from RefSeq and is marked reviewed. Gene Ontology annotation, cellular component: membrane; cytoplasm. NCBI's taxonomy places the organism in Eukaryota, Viridiplantae, Streptophyta, Magnoliopsida, Brassicales, Brassicaceae. The coding region runs from base 1029 to 2372 and encodes 447 amino acids. The transcript has 11 exons. Gene Ontology annotation, molecular function: ubiquitin binding; phosphatidylinositol binding. Gene Ontology annotation, biological process: protein transport to vacuole involved in ubiquitin-dependent protein catabolic process via the multivesicular body sorting pathway.